AUGGACGAUCUACCUGCCCUUGUCGAGCCUGAUGACCUUAUUUACCCUGAUGACGAAGAGGUGUACCUUCCCCGACCAAGAGUAAUGAGAAACCCAGACACUGCAUCGGACGAGAUUGUGCAGCAUGCCACUCGCAAGCAGUACCAAGAUGAGUUAGCUUUCUGUGCGUCGAAGGUGGAAGAAAUGCUUCUUCAUGGGAUGGACUUACAGGGAGAUGCCAACAAGAAGCUUCACGAAAUCAACCAAGAACGUAUUCGCAAUGGCUAUCCUGUCCUUCGCGAGUUUGUCUUCGAAACACACAAAGCAACCAGGUUCUGUGACAUCUGGGGAUUCGACGAGGAUGCAUACAUUCAACGUUACCAUCGUUGGUUGAGUGAUAUUGACUUGCUCACGGAAGGUGUGGAAGAGGCCAAUGAUGUCGAAGAGCCAACCACGGAAGUCGCCGAAACUGCCAUUGAUGAUUCCAGCCAUGACAGCGACGAGGUGAAUAUGGGUGGCAUCAACCUCAGGAUGAUGGAGCGCUACAUCGACAAUUUGGAAGUCGCAGAAGAAGAGGGUCCCGUGGACAAUGACUCUGGUGACUCCCAAGAAGAUACCGGUGAAGAAACCAGUGAAGAUGCAAGUGAAGAAACCAGUGGCAUUGACAGUGGAUUGGACACUGGUGUUCGCUCUCCCUCCAGUCUGGGAUCCCCAGUUCUUGACAAUGAGCAAGUUGACGCCGAGAUUGACACCAUCUUGAAGCGUCGGAUUAACUGGGGCAUCAUGUCACAGCUUCCUGCCCCAGAAAGCGAAGAAGAGGAAUCCAAGAACCAAGAAGUCGCGGAGCAGGAGUCAGAAGAAGAAAACGAGGAAGACGACGACGAGGAAGACGAGGACGAAGACGUGGACGAGAGUCCUACCAAAAAGCAGCGAUUGGAGGAACAGUCUGUUGAGGAACAGUCUGUUCAGGAGGAUGUUGACGAGGAAGCCACAUUCCAGGAGGAAGCCACGGUCGAUGGAGAAGCUACAGUUGGGCAGGAAAGUGCCGAUGGAGAUAGCAGCGAAGAUGGAGACAAUGCGGAAGAUGGCGACAGCAGCAACAACAACAACAAUGAAACUAGUGGUCCCAUUCUCCUUGCCACUGGCAGUUGGUCCUAUUAG
Molecule: messenger RNA, 1140 nt
Organism: Seminavis robusta
Lineage: Eukaryota; Bacillariophyta; Bacillariophyceae; Naviculales; Naviculaceae
Source: the annotation of a GenBank genome assembly